Molecule: messenger RNA, 4181 nt
Organism: Chenopodium quinoa (quinoa)
Lineage: Eukaryota; Viridiplantae; Streptophyta; Magnoliopsida; Caryophyllales; Amaranthaceae
Product: protein CROWDED NUCLEI 4-like
Exons: 9
Coding region: 477-3725 (1082 amino acids)
Biological process (GO): nucleus organization
Cellular component (GO): nucleus
Source: RefSeq, a predicted model, not a curated record
AGAGAGAAAAGGCAAAUUCCAGAUCACUCUCCAUAAGUAUACAACAAAGUUUCCAAAACCAGGUUAAAUUAAAUUCACAAUACCUGGACAUAAAAUAAUCCUUUCUAAUAAUUAAUUAAUUACUCCAUAUAAUUCAAGUCAACACUUUUUAAUUAUUACCCACUAAACCCUCCGCUAAUCCCAUUCAAAUCAUUUCAAAAAUCAAAUUAUCCCACCACUAAACAUGUUUACAUGUUCCAAAAGGCGGGGUUAAAUAAAAAUCAAAAACACCCUCCCCUAAUACGACGCCGUUUUCUCCUCUACCCUAAAACUAAACCCAAGAAAAAGCAAAACCAUUCUCUCUCUCCUCCCUGUUCAAAAUCAUCAUCAUCUUCUUCAAUAAAGUAAAGAAAAACACUCAGGAGAGAGAAACUUCUAGAGAGAGAAACUCAAGUAGUAUAGUAGAAGGAAUCUUUUCUAGGGUUUGGAAUUUUUCAAUGGCGAGUCCCCGGAUUCCGGCGACUCCUUCGCCGGUCAAUUUGAGGGCGAUUACUAUUACGCCGGGAUCAAGGAUUCUAGAUGUUUCUUCUCCGGCGACUAAUGGCCGGAAUUCUGCUUUUUCCGAUGAAGGGAUCUGGAAGCGUCUUCGUGAUUCUGGGUUUGAUGAAGAUUCUAUUCGUCGUCGUGAUAAAGCUGCUCUUAUCGCUUAUAUAGCCAAACUUGAAGCUGAGGUUUAUGAGCUUCAACACAACAUGGGCCUUCUUAUUUUGGAAAAGAAGGAUUAUGCUUCUAAGCAUGACGAAGUUAGAUUAUCUGCGGAUUCAGCUGAAGUAAAUCAUAUGCGCAAUCAAGCUGCAUUAUCAUCGGCUUUAGCUGAAGCAAAGAGGCGAGAAGAUAACCUCAAGAAGGCAUUGGGAGUGGAAAAGGAAUGCGUGGCAAAUAUUGAAAAAGCCUUGCAUGAAAUGCGCACUGAAUGUGCUGAAGUGAAGGUUGCAGCAGAGAGUAAAAUUGCUGAAGCUCACAGUAUGUUUGAAGAUGCUCAGAGAAAGUAUGCUGAGGCUGAGGCAAAGCUACACUCUGCUGAAUCUUUGCGAGAUGAAGCAAGACGUAGUGAACGAGCUGCAGGAAGAAAACUUCAGGAGGUUGAAUCUCGUGAAGAUGAUCUUCGCCGUAGAAUGGCAGCUUUUAAAUCUGAUUGUGAUGCCAAGGAGAAAGAAAUUAUGCAUGAAAGGCAAUCACUGGUGGAGAGGCAGAAAGUUGUAAGUGAAUCACAGAAUAAGCUGCUUGAUGGUCAAGCUUUGCUAAAUCAGAGGGAAGCUGAUAUCCGUGGUAGGUCCCAAGCACUGAGAAGGACUGAGAAAGAGCUGGAGGAUCAGAAAGAGAAUAUUGCUGCCGAAUGGAAGAAAUUAAUGGAGCAAAAGUCCAGUUUGGAGCUAAAUGCAGUUUCCCUUUCUGAACGAGAGAAGGCUGUCAUUGAAAAGGAGGUAUUAUUAAACAAGAAAGAGCAAGAUAUGCUUAUUUCACUAGAAAACCUUGCAAGCAAGGAACAGAUUGAAGUCCAAAAACUCAUUGCUAAACAGGAGAUUGAUUUGAGACAAAGAAAGGAGGAAUUUGAAGCAGAGUUGGUGGUGAAACAGAAACUGGCUGAAGAAGAUAUUGAGACAAAAAGGAGGGCCUGGGAGUUGCGUGAGUUGGAUCUUAAGCAGCGGGAGGAUAUUAUUUUAGAGAAGGAGCAAGAUUUGGAGGUGCAAGCAAGGGUGAUAGCUGAUAAGGGUAAAGAUUUAACGGAGAAGAUAAGAGUUCUGGAAGAGAAGGAGAGUAUUCUUCACAACUCUGAGAAUGAGGUUGAGAUAAUGAAAAAUUCUUUACUAAAAGAGAGGGAAGAGAUUGAUAAUGCAAAGAUUGACCUUGAGAAGUCUCUGCUUGAUUUAGAAGAGAAGAAAAAUCAUAUAGCUGAUGCGGAAAAAAGUUUGGAUCUCAUGAAGAGUGAAUCAAGUGAGCUUCUCAUUUUAGAAACAAAACUGAAAGAGGAGAUCGAUUCAAUCAGAGCUCAGAAUCUGCAACUUGAGGCUGAAGCUGAGAGAUUGAAGGUCGAGAAGGCAAAAUUCGAGACGGAGUGGGAGGUUAUUGAUGAAAAGAGGGAGGAACUUCGAAGGGAAGAAGAACGCAUAGCUGGGGAGAGACUGGUGAUCUCCAAGUUUCUCAAAGAUGAACGUGAUAGCCUAAAUUUGGAGAAAGAGGCUUUGCGUGAGCAAUACAAACGGGAUCUAGAAUCACUUUCUCUUGAUCGAGAAGCAUUCCGGUGCGAGAGUCAGCGAGAACGUUCUGAGUGGUUCACCAAAUUUCAGCAAGAACGUGCAGAUUUCUUGCUGGAGGUUGAAUGUCAGAAGAGAGAGUUGGAGGAUUGUAUCAAUAAAAGGCGUGGAGAUAUUGAAAGCUACUUAAAAGAGAAGGAGAGUGCCUUUGAAGAAGAGAAAAAGAGAGAGCUUCAGUAUAUUAGGUCUUUGAAGGAAGAUCUGAUUAUGGAACAAGAACGUGUUGCUUUAGCGUUGAAGAAGCUUGAAGCUGAGAAGUUAGAAAUCAAAUUGGACCGCGAGCAGAGAGACAAGGCUUGGGUAGAGAUACAGAGUCUGAUUGAAGAGCUUCAGAUGCAACGACUUAAACUAAAGGAGCAGAGGGAAUUGCUGCAUGCAGAUAGGGAAGAGAUAUCUUCUCAGAUGGAACAACUUAAGAAACUAGAGGAUGUGAAAGUCGAUAGUGAUAGACUUGUUGUGUCUCCCAGAAAGCAAAUCUGUGCAGAGUCAACCCCUGAAGUACGUUUACGCAUUCCUUCUAUGGAGCCAAAUCAGAAAGUCACAGCUGUGGAAGAUGGGCAAGAUACUGGGGGUGAUUCACCACCUAGCUCUACUGUUUCCUGGUUGAAAAAAUGUGCUACGUUGAUAUUCAAACCUUCACCUGACCAUGUUCCAUUGAAGCACAGGGAAUCAUCUUUGAACAUGGAGUGUGAGGAAAGAAACUCAGGAAUUUCAGCAAAAGAAUUAAUGAGCACUGAUGACAAAUCACAACAGGGAGUGCCUACAGAAAGUGCAGACCAGACUCCUAGAACUGCUUCAGAAGAGCCAAAAGUGAUUCAUGAAGUUCCUUCUGUGGAUGAAGGUUUAACAGAUCUGGAAGCAACAAAAGAUGUGCAUGAAAGCUCUGUCCCUCCUGCAGCAAGUGCUGGGCGAAAAAGAAGAGUUGAUGACUCUGUUCCUGGAAAAAAUGCUGUGCUUUUGAAUGAUGCGAAAGCUAAUAAGAAGAGGCGGCAGCAUCUUUCUGAUGCUCCUGACAGUAAUCCUCAUUGUAUGGAAUUCAAGCAACCAAGUGCUGUUAAUGAUCAAUUCAUCAUCAGUUCGUCGACACAAUAUACAAGUAAAGAGAAUGAAGUUGAAGAAGGUGAAAAAAAUUCUGAAGUCUCCCCAGAAAUGACUGAAUCUGGCAAAUCUUAUCAUCACGCCAAGCAAAUUGACUGUGAUAAAUCUGUACUGGUAGAGAAUGAAGCAUUCAGGUGUGUCAUUCAGAAGCAAACUGUGGUACAGGAAGUCCUUAUAAUGGAGGAUGUUGGAGAGGCAAAGCAGGUUCAUGAGGAGGAAGAUGCUACUGAGAUAACAGAGCUUGAGAAGGAGGAUCCUUCAAACGCCAAAUUAGAUAGUUCAGAAAUUGUGCCGGAGAGAAGAACAAGGUCAAAGUCCAAGCAGAAAUCAUGAGCAGUUGGUUCUAUCAACUGCUCCUGUGGUUAUGCUCAAGUCUUCUGUGUUCUGGAUGGCGGCAUUUACAUGCACAGUUUUAAUUUGGAGCAUGCUCAAUCUAAGGGGUUGGGUGAGCUCUUUUGACCUAGGUCUGCAGUAAUCUCGCUUGUGAGUUGACAUAUACAUGUAAAUGACUUAGAUAAUAGUGUGAUUCAGGGUGUAUUUAGUAGAUUCUUGAUAUGAUGUCUCGUAUAGAGUGUUGGGACUUGUGUUACCAUAUGAUUGGCAGGGUUGUUCAACCAAUCGAUUGUCAGAGCGUUUGUGCUGUGUAGUGGUGUGUAUCAGGGAGCUUUUUUUUGCUGCCCUGCGGCUAUGUUAGCUUCGGAGUAUAUUAUUGGUUUUGGAAAUGUUCAUAACUAACGGAUCAUUUUUACUGAAUGGUAAUUUCAAUCAAAAUCUUGAGAUUUUAUGACA